Messenger RNA from Rhea pennata, 5703 nucleotides. It is a transcript of the gene GAPVD1, whose product is annotated as GTPase activating protein and VPS9 domains 1. Gene Ontology annotation, cellular component: cytosol; endocytic vesicle. The record is from RefSeq and is a predicted model, not a curated record. Gene Ontology annotation, molecular function: guanyl-nucleotide exchange factor activity; small GTPase binding. Lineage: Eukaryota; Metazoa; Chordata; Aves; Rheiformes; Rheidae. Gene Ontology annotation, biological process: regulation of GTPase activity; vesicle-mediated transport. The coding region runs from base 100 to 4485 and encodes 1461 amino acids. The transcript has 26 exons.
CGCGCCGCGAGCUGGCUCGGGGCCGCAGCGGGAGCGGGCGGCGGAGCCGGGGCCGGGGCGCUGGACGGUGAGUACUGUGUAGUCUGCUCAUUGUCAAAGAUGGUGAAGCUGGAUAUUCACACGCUGGCUCAUCACCUCAAGCAGGAACGACUCUAUGUAAACUCAGAAAAGCAACUUAUUCAAAGGCUCAAUGCAGAUGUACUGAAGACAGCUGAAAAGCUAUACCGCACAGCAUGGAUUUCCAAGCAGCAAAGGAUUAACUUGGACAGGCUUAUCAUAACAAGUGCUGAAGCUUCUCCGGCUGAAUGCUGUCAGCAUGCUAAAAUCUUGGAGGAUACACAGUUUGUGGAUGGAUACAAGCAAUUGGGAUUUCAGGAAACUGCUUAUGGAGAAUUCCUGAACAGAUUGAGAGAGAACCCUAGGCUUAUUGCAUCCUGUCUGGUUGCUGGAGAGAAGCUGAACCAGGACAACACUCAGAGUGUCAUUCACACAGUCUUUACCUCCAUUUAUGGCAAUUGCAUCAUGCAGGAGGAUGAGAGCUACCUACUACAGGUACUUCGUUACUUGAUUGAAUUUGAACUCAAGGAAAGUGACAACCCUAGGCGGCUGUUGAGACGAGGCACCUGUGCAUUUAGUAUCUUAUUCAAACUCUUCUCUGAAGGACUCUUUUCUGCAAAACUCUUUCUUACUGCAACUUUACAUGAGCCAAUCAUGCAGCUUCUGGUUGAAGAUGAAGACCACCUGGAAACUGAUCCAAACAAAUUAAUUGAGAGAUUUUCUCCAGUACAACAGGAGAAGUUAUUUGGCGAGAAAGGUACAGAAAAAUUCAAGCAAAGAGUCCAAGAGAUGGUCGACUCCAAUGAGGCCAAGCUGGUGACCUUGGUGAACAAAUUUAUUGGCUAUCUCAAACAAAAUACGUACUGUUUUCCACACAGCUUGAGAUGGAUUGUGUCACAAAUGUACAAAACACUCUCAUGUGUAGACAGACUGGAGGUUGGGGAGGUCAGAGCAAUGUGCACAGAUCUUCUUCUAGCAUGUUUCAUCUGUCCUGCAAUUGUUAACCCUGAACAGUAUGGAAUAAUUUCUGAUGCUCCUAUAAACGAGGUGGCAAGAUUUAAUCUGAUGCAGGUUGGGAGACUUCUGCAGCAGCUGGCAAUGACAGGCUCUGAAGAGGGAGAUCCACGUAUGAAAAGUAACCUCGCUAAAUUUGACAAAAGCUGUGUUGCUGCUUUCCUGGAUGUAGUUAUUGAUGGACGUGCAGUUGAAACUCCUCCAAUGUCUUCAGUCAACCUUCUGGAGGGAUUGAGUAGAACAGUGGUAUACAUGACAUACAGCCAGCUAACUACUCUGGUUGGCUUUAUGAGGAACGUAAUGUCAAGUGACCAACUUAAGGAAGAUCGAAUGGCUCUGGAAAACCUAUUGGCAAACUUACCCCAGAACAAACCAGGGAAAAGCAGCAGCCUUGAAAUGACUCCUUAUAAUACCCCACAGCUUUCUCCUGCAACCACUCCAGCCAACAAAAAAAAUCGAUUACCUAUAGCAACUCGUAGCAGAAGUAGAUCAAAUAUUCAAAUGGAUCAGCAUGGAGACCAUGAAGGAUCCUCCCAGGAGACCAUCCCAGAAGUUCAGCCAGAAGAAGUGCUUGUGAUUUCUUUGGGGACAGGCCCACAGAUUACUCCAGGAAUGAUGUCAGAAAAUGAGGUCUUAAAUAUGCAGCUUACAGAUGGCGGACAAGGAGAUGUCCCUGUUGAUGAAAACAAACUCCAUGGUAAACCUGAUAAAACCUUGCGCUUUUCCCUCUGCAGUGAUAAUCUGGAAGGAAUAUCUGAAGGUCCUUCAAAUCGCUCCAAUUCUGUAUCAUCUUUGGAUUUAGAAGGGGAGUCUGUAUCAGAGCUUGGCGCAGGCCCUUCUGGGAGCAAUGGUGUUGAAGCUCUGCAGCUGUUAGAACAUGAACAAGCUACAACUCAGGAUAAUCUUGAUGACAAGCUUCGUAAAUUUGAAAUCCGUGAUAUGAUGGGGUUGACCGAUGACAGAGAUAUAUCAGAAACUGUGAGUGAAACAUGGAGUACCGAUGUCUUGGGUAGUGACUUUGAUCCAAACAUUGAUGAAGAUCGUUUGCAAGAAAUUGCAGGUGCUGCUGCAGAGAACAUGCUAGGCAGCUUGCUGUGUUUACCAGGUUCAGGAUCUGUGCUGCUUGAUCCCUGCACAGGUUCAACGAUAUCAGAAACAACAAGUGAGGCUUGGAGUGUGGAAGUAUUACCAAGUGAUUCAGAGGCCCCAGACUUAAAGCAGGAGGAAAGGCUACAAGAGCUGGAAAGCUGUUCUGGGCUGGGUAGCACAUCUGAUGACACAGAUGUAAGGGAGGUCAGUUCUCGCCCCAGUACACCAGGCCUCAGCGUUGUAUCAGGUAUUAGUGCAACAUCUGAAGACAUUCCUAAUAAGACUGAGGAUCUCAGAUCUGAAUGUAGCUCUGACUUUGGGGGAAAAGAUUCUGUGACAAGUCCUGACAUGGAUGAAACAGCCCAUGGAGCCAAUCAGCUGACAUCUCCCCCUUCUCAGACAGAUUCUUUGCUUGCAUUGUUUGACCCUUUGUCAUCAAAUGAGGGAGUAUCAGCUGUAGUGAGGCCUAAAGUACACUAUGCAAGACCAUCUCACCCUCCACCAGAUCCACCAAUCUUGGAAGGAGCUAUGGGAAGUAAUGAGGCCCGAUUACCAAACUUUGGGUCUCACACUUUAAUUUCAACAGAUUUAGAAGCAUUCAAGCAGAGACAUUCUUAUCCAGAAAGGCUAGUUCGCAGUAGGAGCUCAGAUAUAGUAUCAUCAGUUCGGAGACCUAUGAGUGAUCCUGGGUGGAACAGACGUCCUGGUAAUGAGGAGAGGGAUCUUCCUAUGUCAGCGACCCACACUGGGGCAGCUGUUCUGGUUGCUGCAUCUCAGUCAUCAUCUUCAUCUCCCAGUAAGGACUCCUUUAGAGGAGAGAUUGAAGAACGAAAAGAUAGUGAUGAUGAGAAAUCUGACAGAAACAAGCCCUGGUGGCGGAAACGUUUUGUGUCUGCCAUGCCCAAAGCUCCUAUUCCAUUUAGAAAAAAAGAAAAACAAGAAAAGGACAAAGAUGACAUGGUGCCUGACAGAUAUUCAACACUUCAAGAUGAUCCCAGUCCAAGGCUCAGCGCACAGGCACAGGCUGCAGAGGAUAUUCUGGACAAAUACAGGAAUGCAAUUAAGCGAACCAGUCCUAGUGAAGGAGCUAUAGUGAACUAUGAAAGUGCAGAGACUAUUGGGGAUGGUGAGAGUAUGCAUGACUCUCCCCGUGAUGAGACUUUGCAAAACAUGUCUGCAGAUGACCUCCCAGACUCUGCAAGUCAAGUAGCACAGCCACAAAGUUCUGCUUUCUCCUAUAGGGAUGCAAAGAAGAAACUGAGAUUGGCUCUUUGUUCAGCAGAUUCUGUUGCCUUCCCAAUGCUGACCCAUUCAACAAGGAAUGGUCUACCAGAUCACACAGACCCUGAAGAUAAUGAAAUUGUGUGCUUCUUGAAAGUUCAGCUAGCUGAAGCUAUUAACCUCCAGGACAAGAAUUUGAUGGCCCAACUGCAAGAGACAAUGCGAUGCGUAAGCCGCUUUGAUAACAGGACCUGUCGAAAGCUGCUGGCAUCUAUUGCAGAGGAUUACAGGAAAAGAGCUCCGUAUAUCGCUUACUUAACUCGAUGUCGCCAAGGCCUGCAAACAACACAAGCGCACUUGGAAAGACUGUUGCAAAGAGUUCUGCGAGAUAAAGAAGUGGCCAAUAGAUACUUCACUACAGUAUGUGUGAGGUUACUGCUAGAAAGCAAAGAAAAGAAAAUAAGGGAAUUUAUUCAAGAUUUCCAGAAACUCACAGCAGCAGAUGAUAAAACAGCCCAAGUUGAAGAUUUUCUUCAGUUCUUAUAUGGGGCUAUGGCUCAGGAUGCCAUAUGGCAAAAUGCCAGUGAAGAACAGCUUCAGGAUGCACAAUUAGCUAUAGAACGCAGUGUGAUGAACCGUAUUUUCAAACUUGCGUUCUAUCCUAAUCAGGAUGGAGACAUUUUGCGUGACCAGGUCCUUCAUGAGCACAUACAGAGGUUAUCUAAAGUAGUGACAGCAAACCACAAAGCACUUCAGAUACCUGAGGUAUAUCUCCGGGAGGCACCAUGGCCAUCUGCACAGUCUGAAAUCCGCACAAUAAGCGCUUACAAAACCCCCCGAGACAAAGUACAGUGUAUUCUGAGAAUGUGUUCAACCAUCAUGAACCUGCUUAGUCUGGCAAACGAAGAUUCAGUACCUGGGGCAGAUGAUUUUGUUCCUGUUCUGGUCUUUGUUCUCAUAAAGGCAAAUCCACCUUGCUUGCUGUCCACUGUUCAGUACAUUAGUAGUUUCUAUGCUAACUGUUUAUCUGGAGAAGAAUCAUACUGGUGGAUGCAGUUCACAGCAGCAGUUGAAUUCAUUAAAACUAUUGAUGAUCGCAAGUAACUGAAAACAGCACAUUUAUGGGCAGACUGUUAGCAGAAGAAGCAUCUGUAAGAAUGUACAACAGCUGCAAAAGCUGAAGACAAGACUUUCCUUGUAUAAUAUUGUACAGAACUGAGACAUUUUAAAACCCACCUUUACUAAUCAAAUUAAUUUAACAGAUUUUUUUCCUCUUUUGGUUGCAUUUUUUUCCCUAUAGAUACUGGCACUGCAAAAGGGACCACAAAUUUCAGGUAUUUUGGAAUCUCAAAACACGUUUAAAAAAAAAAAAAAAAGUCUUCACACUUUCCCCACCACCCCUCCUCUUGAAUUCUUGCUCACGUGAAUAAUUCACUUUGUUUUUUUCAGUUUUCAAUCAGAAACAAAAAUCAGGGCAACCACUCUAGUAUAUUUUCUAGCUUAAUACACCUUUUAUUAAUAAAACACCAGCCACACUGAAAGUUUGUAGUAGCUAACAUCAGUUAUCAAUUGUAUUUCACUUUAAGUUUAAAGUCUGAGAGGACAAUGUAAAUAUUAUAUAACUAUAUUUAAUGCAUUGCAAUUAUCUUUGAACUCAUUAUCCUUUGAAUAAACAAGCAAAAGCCUCUCUGACCUCUAACAGAUUGUCACAUAGUAUGUUUUGGUAAAUGGAAGGACUUCAAAAGGCUAAGGUUAAAAAGGGCAAACUGAACUAUUUAUUAAAAUGUAAUUAAGAUUACUGAAAUUUCUGAAACUGGAAUUUAUAAUAUACAGGGCUCAUUAGACAGCUAAACACUUUUUGGCUAGGGCAUUAGGGUGUUACAAGGGUUUGGAUUUAUAGAGGAGAGGGACUGUAAGUUACAGUAGAAAAGUCUAAUAUAAAAUACCUUACUGUAAUAUUUUUUCCGAAAUAUUGUGUAUACUGUACAAACCCCAAACAGAGAUCCUUAACAGAACCUUGGACUGUAAUAUAUAUUUUGAUUAGUGACAUUAAAUACAUAUGCCAGGGGUUUCAGUGAAUGUUUUUACUAAAUGUUCUUCGUGUUGUCUGCUAUGCAGCGGUGCAAAUUUUAUUGUUCAUAUAAAAUAUUUUAAAAUAUAACACUGUUCUUUAUGAAACAUAUCAUGACAUCAGUUCAGGGUGUUUUAUAAAUUUCUCACUCCACCUUUCCCUUAAACUGACAAUUCUGAAUUUAAAGAAGUUUUUUAUGCACAACACCAUGGAUUUUUUUGUGAAUGAAAUAAUCUGAGUGAUGGCCAGUU